AAAGUUGACAAAACAAGAAAUUUUGCGUUUUUAUUUUUUAUUGAAUAAUUGUAAAAAUGUGACAAAUUCUACGAGUGAGUACCCCUGAAUACUAAAAUCAUUCAGGUCAAAAUGUAUAAACAUCGCCGCCUCAGUCGUCCGUUACCAAAGAAGUUUCCCAAGGAUGUAACUGUAACUAAUGUAAUGUAUGAUAAGGGAAGAAAGUUUGAUGACUUCGACAAGAGGUUUUUUCCAAACAUUUUGACAAACCGAAGCUGCUACUUCAGUCCGGAUCUGAGGGAUGCAGGGCAACUUACCGACUAUGUAGCCAAUGAAGAAAAUGAAAAAAGAUUGCAGGAACAGAACGGCUCGAAUUGCCAGUCGAAAGAUAUGCAAGAGUUUAUAAAAGAACUUAAGAAGAUCAUACACGAUAUUUUACCUAAGGGCAAACGUAAUUCUGAGGAUGUCCCUUAUAAUCUUGAGGGAAUAAAAGAAGUUAGUUUAAUAAAUUUGCAGGACAAUGAUAGUGUGAAUGAAAUUGAUAGGCUUACUUGCGAAGGAAGUGAUGAUCAACAAACAAACGGACAAUCUAAGGACUCUCCAAAAAGUGUUUACAUUUCUGAUGAACCACGCAUAAAAGUCAUUGCAGAAAAAUUCGCUCGAUACAAAAACAACCUCGUUGAAUUAAGAAAAUUAAAAGAGCGCGUAGUUUGCAUUGAAUACGAUGUAUACGUCCGCGGCGAAGAAUCUAACUCCGAGCCGUUUCAGAAAUUAAGAGCAUACUUUUCUGUUAAACCGGUCUCUGAAAAUGAAGGUGGUAUGUUGUAUUACUUGUCUUUACGAUAAAUCUCAACUUUAACACGCAUUGUGGCAAUCUAUGGGGAAGGCCUUCAUCAGUGGACUUGUGAUAAGCUAUAACGAUGAUGAUGAUGAAAUAAUAAAACCGUAUUGUAGCGGCGUAACAGAAUACAAAACAUGCUGUUGUAAGAGGCGACUGAAAAACAAAAGGGCAUAGAUUCUGACAGAUGGCAGAAUCUAUUCCAUCCAUUACAGCCUAUAAAACUACACGUUAAAAAAGGCCACCCUCAUAGAUUGCCUCAUAGGGGGAUUAUGCCAUAGUUUCCACGCUUGGCAGAUGGGUUGUCAACCGCGAUUUUUUAUUAUUUUGACUUGUUUUCAGGAAAAUGCUGCCGCCCAUCCUCGCUUUAAUAUACCUCUGCAGCCUCUUCCGACUCCCACUGGAUGAUAUGGGGUAGUGGAUUUUCUUACGCCGCACUUUUCUUUUUUAGCAGUUACGCCCACUUCACGUCUGAUAAUGCUUAUAACAGCAGAAACGAUACUAUGAAUGGUGGUUAUUUACUCGAUUGGGGAUUUUUGGCAAGAACACAGUCAUAUUCAUGACUUCAUGAGUCAGUUCAUGACCUUACUAAUUAUAUUGUUACAAACUUGGACAAUGGGCAGAAGGUUCUUGGCAUAUUUCUUGAUCUCGCCAAAGCUUUCGACACGGUUUCUGUACCCACUUUUACGUAGGAUGGAGAGUUUGGGAAUUAGAGGUAUACAACUUCAACUUUUUGAAGACUACUUGAGUGGACGUACACAGUACGUUCAGGUGGAGAAAUUCAUUAGCGCUGAACGCACAAUUACCUAUGGUACGCCUCAGGGCAGUGUACUCUCUCCAACUUUAUUUCUUAUAUAUAUUAAUGAAAUGAGUAUGCUCACUCUUCCUAAAGAGCGGAUCAUAAGUUUUGCAGAUGAUACCGUCCGCCUAUUUAGCGCAGGUUCAUGGCAAGAUGUCUCCAACUGGCUCCGAAGUAAUGUGCUGACACUCAACAUAGAUAAAACAUGUUAUGUCACAUUUAAAUUAAAAAAAUAACACAUUAACAACAUCAUCACCACCAUAUUCCAUCAUAAGUCACUCAUGUUCCAACUCACUUAAUAACGCAGAUACCUGCAUAAAACUAUGUCAAACUGAAAAAGUAAAAUAUCUAUGAGUUAUAAUUGAUAGCACUCUACGUUUUUAUGAACACAUUAAUACCCUUAAUAGCAGGUUGCGUAAACUUAUUUAUGUUUUUAAAACUCUGAGAGAUAUGGCUGAUGAGAAACUAAAGAAAUCCAUCUACUUCGCCUUGGCCCAAUCUCUGUUAACAUAUGGUAUUACCUCCUGGGGCGGUGCUCCAAAAUCUAAAAUGCUUCAAUUGGAGAGAACGCUGAGAGCCAUCUUAAAGGUCUCUUUUUCACUGCAGUAUCGCUAUCCUACAGAGCUCCUAUAUAAAGAGUUGAAAAUUUUAACUGUGCGGCAACUGUUUAUACAAAGUACCUUACUAAAACAGCAUGCUUUAUUAAAAUACAACUCCUCACUCUCCCGAGAUAAAAGGCGUUUUAACCCCGUGGGCCGCUGUCAUAUAACUCUAUCCACCAAAUUAUCUAAACGUUUAUUUUGUCACCUUGGAGGUUUCUUAUACAAUACAGUCAAUAAGAUUACCCCUAUAUUUAACGUUUACAAAACUAUAUGCAAAAAGAAAAUAACUAUCUGGCUCCAAGAAUUAAAUUAAUAUGACACCGAACAACUACUUACUAAUUGUAUCUAAUUACUAAUCGAAUCGAAGUUAAUUACUAACCCAGUCACAAAAUAACAAACAAAAGCACACACACACACACACACACACACACACACACACACACACACACACACACACACACACACACACACACACACACAUGCACACGCACACACUCGCACACGCGCACACACACGCUCACACACACACUAACACACACACACACAAAUGCACACGCGCACACACGCACACGCGCACACGCUCACACACACGCACACGCGCACACGCUCACACACGCUCACACACACUAACACGCUCACACACACUAACACGCUCACACACACACACAUACACGCUCACACUCACACACACACACACACGCGCGCACGCACACACACGCAAACACGCACACACACGCACGCACACACACGCACUCUCACACGCACGCACACAUGCACACACACACGCACACACACGCGCGCGCACCGGCGCACUCACGCGCACACACACGCGCACCCACACGCGCACGCGCUCGCACACGCGCAAACACACACGCGCAGCCGCGCACACACGCACACACACACGCGCCCCCGCGCACACACACGCGCACGCACACGCACACUCACGCACACACACACACACAAACACGCACGCACGCGCACACACACGCGCACCCGCUCCCGCGCACAUGUACACACACGCGCUCACACACACACGCACGCACACACACGCGCACACACACACACACACACACACACACAUACACGCACGCACAUGCACACACACGCGCACACACACACACACGCACGCACACACACGCGCACCGACACACACACACACACGCACGCACGCGCACGCACACACGCGAACAAACACGCGCACGCACACACACACACACGCACACGAACACGCACGCACACACACACACACACACGCACGCACGCACACACACACACACACACACACACACAUUAAUACUAGCACCACUUUUUAAUAUAUCUAGAAUCCUAAUUAAAUAAAAGAAGAUAUUAUGUAAAUUAUAAAUAUGGUACAUGUACGAGUGCAUAAUAAAAGUAUUGUAAUUACAACCAUAGGUCGGAGACCUGGCGUCCUGAAAUACAGGCGUAAAGCCUAGCUUAGGCACCAGUCUCCCACAGUAUAUUAUUGAGGCUAUACUAUAAUAUUAUGUACAAUAAUUCUGUAUUGUGGUGAGAAAAUAAAAUAAAUUAUUAUUAUUAUAUCGCAAUAGGAAUCAAAGUUUAUACACAUUCGAAAACGUUGUGGUUGAUAGAAUAUUAAUAUCAUCAUCAAUAACAGAACUUUGUUGUCAUUACAAAAAUUAUAUCAUCUCCAAUUCGAUUAUUGGUUUUUAGACACAAUUCCGAAUAUUCCAUCUGCUAUUAAAAGGGACUGUGAUAUAACUAAUGAAGAUUUUAAAAACGUAUACGAAGGAAUCGAAAUGAUCGACGCAAACAUACCUGAAAAUAAAUCGUAUCUCGAAGGCCUUAAAAGUGUCCUCAAACGGCAACAAACUAUUAAAAUUAAAAAGAACAAGGCUUUUGACCCCAUGUAUUUGUAUGCUAUGGCUAAAAGGGAUAAUCUCCUUUCAAACGACUAUUCGUAUACGGACUUUUUUUCAAAGGCCGAGUUGGAUGAAAUUAAAGAUUUGAUUAUGAAGAAAACGACUUCCAGUGUACAUGGUAUAAGUAGAAGAAAAUUAAUACCAGAAAAAGAUGACACAAAGAUUAAAGAAGGAAAUGAAGACGUAAAGAAUACUAUAAUCGAAGACCUUUUCAGAGUCAUGUAGUUUUAAAGCAAAAAAAAAAACGUUUUCGAUAUCCUUUUAUUUAACAAUCGUCAACAUUUUAAUAAAUGUGUAUCGAACUUUUG
Parnassius mnemosyne (clouded apollo) is the source of this 4427-nucleotide messenger RNA. The record is from the annotation of a GenBank genome assembly. Lineage: Eukaryota; Metazoa; Arthropoda; Insecta; Lepidoptera; Papilionidae.